CAUCGAGUCUUCUGCCCAUUAUUAUCAUCUUCUAACCUUAACGGCCCUUCCCCCCUCUCAUCCCCUCUCCUCCAACCGGUUUUCGUCUCCCCCUCCUGCUCCAUCCCAAUGUCAUGUGCUGCAAUCCCGUGCCCCCCUCCUCACCCAACUGCUCCAUUGAGAAUUCUGAUUGGCCGGCAGGCCUCCUCUGCCCCCGGUUGCCGGAGGAGGGGUUCACCCGGAAUCACGUGGAACGCGCCAACCCUCCCAGCUCGAAACGGGAAAAGGGGACUAUUGGUGGCUGGCUGGCUGUGGUCAGCUUAGGGAGUGGCCUGCCCUCGGGAUCCCAAGUACACGACCCACAAUCGAAUGAGCAAAUGCUCUUUUUAUCCUGCCGAAGUCGAUUAUUGGAGUGGGAACUUCGCUGCGCCAUGGAGGGUGCCUGCUCAUCCCGACGGUCGUCAGCCCGUAAGGUUGAGUCACCACCGUCGUUUGUCUCUGAUUCUAUCCGCUUAGCUGCCGAUCCUUUUGGACCGUCUGGACUGUCUCGAGCACGACUGGACUGCGCAUUCGUCGCGGGGCAGGCCUAUUUCCAAACUGGUGGUCAUGGAUGGCUCCUGAUGGCCAGUGUACAAAAGCAUGGCAAGGAGGUCCACGGCCUCCCUCCAUUGGCACGACCGAUCCACGAUGGGUCUCUCCUACGCCCCCAUUGCCAUUGCACAGCAACUCUGUUUUCUUCGAGCCCGGGUCAGUUCCGAAUCUUUCCAAGGCGGCUGCUACCUCCAACUGUCACAUGUAUGCGCAAUGCAACCUAUCAGAUCCCCCGCGAGGUCCUCUAGUCUCUCCUCCCCAGUAUGAGCGCACGCUCUACAGAUGCUACCUUUACCGGUCUAGGGAUGCGUGUCAAGGGUUACAUGCAGAAAGAGGGUCCCAAAUGAAGAGGUUUCGCAGUAAAUCUUCGAAAAGAGGCGACCAUCUGAUGGGGGGGCCGCCGCUGAUCAGUUGGUCAUGAGAUAAGAUGCUGGAGUGGAUACACUACCAUGAGGUACUUUAGCUUGCUGUAGCGAUUAGAGAAGCCGGGGCCCUC
Messenger RNA from Aspergillus ibericus CBS 121593, 1066 nucleotides. RefSeq lists its product as uncharacterized. The record is from RefSeq and is a predicted model, not a curated record. Bases 114 to 818 code for a protein of 234 amino acids. The transcript has 2 exons. NCBI's taxonomy places the organism in Eukaryota, Fungi, Ascomycota, Eurotiomycetes, Eurotiales, Aspergillaceae.